AGACGGUGGGGAUCACCUGGGGCCGAAGCAAAAUGGCUAUUUACCGGACAAAAAGAAGAAGAAGAAGAAGGCGGAGGACGACUGGUGUGAGAUGAGUGUGAGCUCACACGAUCACUGGGAUGUAGUGAAAUCUGUGCUCUCAGGUGCAACGUGAGCAGCUGGCCGCCAUCUUCCAGCUGCUGAAAGACAACCAGGAGACUUUUGGUGAUGUGUCAGAAGGAGACAUGGAGGAGCAGCUCAGACUCUACUCCAUCUGAGGCUCCUCUUUGUGUUUUUGGGAUCCACCCCCUGAUUGCACUCCGUUUAACCCAUGAGCGCUAUUGAAGGACUUCUACCAAAUACACCAAUAAACGUGUUCACAGUAUUCAACGCAAGCUGUACAGUCCACAUAACAGCCACUCUCAUCCUUGUUUUAAUAUGAUAUGCUUUUGUUUGUUGUUCUUCCACACGAGGAAGUAACCACAGCAGCUGGAUCUCGUCCAGCACAGAACAGGAUUUUCUAGUUACCCCUCUGUAAAUAUAAUUCAUAAAUGAAUGUUGUUUCUGUUAGUUUUAUAUUAUGGUUAUUUAUGACAUAACUUUUUUUAAAAUCCAAUUUUACCAUUAAAUCUGUACAAAUCCUGUGAAGUCUGUUGUGCAAAACCUCCCCUCUGUUGUGUAAUAAACCAGAUAUUGUACCACUGUGAAGGUGUGGGAGCAUAGUUCUGCUUUUAUUGUAUAUCUCUGGCCCUGCCCAGUGAAGUGUGGUGACAUAGUGUAGAUAUUUCAUUAAACUUUUCCACGAGGGAAAGCAAACUCUUGUCAGCUGUUGACUGAACAGCAAAGCCUCCAGGUCUCAGUCUCGGGAAUGGCACUCCCAAAGUCCAGGCUUUUUUUCUGGCUGCUCGUGAGCUCAGUUUUAAUUGUGGUUUUUAUUUUAUCAUGGGGAGAUUACUCAAGAAAUAUCAGGUAAGUUGUUUUUAAGUGUAAGACUUAGAGGAAAGACGGGAACUUAUCUGUAAUGUUUUCUAGUUGCUAAUUCUGUUAAAUUGUCUUCAUAGAAAUGUUUCAGCACAUUUCCAUGUUCAGUAUUUUAAUUUAAGUCACAUAAAGGUGUGUCUUGCUAAUUCUACUGUUGCAUCCAAUUUUUUUUUUUUUUUUGUCAAACUUCCACAUCAGCUUGGCUGCUUUCUCAGUGACAAACAGAAGUGAAGAAACGUCUCACUUCUGGGAUUUAAUAAGAAACUCGACUCCCCUAUCUGUUGUGUUUAACUUGACACGUGCGGCUGAUUCUGAAAAAACAAACCCAGUAACGAAGCUUAAAGUGGAUCAGUUGGGAAGCUCUACACAUGCUGCUGUAGCUGAGACUCCCAUGCCCAUCCUCUACAGAAGUUCCUUCAAGAAGGCUCCUCGGUGGGAUUUUGAUGAUGUUUAUAACCAGGAUGCUCCACCCAGACCCUGGACAUGUGCUGAGUCUCUGCGAAACUCUGAGGAUGAGAGCUUCAAAAAGGCUUUCCUUCCCAACAUACGUGUGUUUCUGCACAAGGACAACAUCAACAUGAGCGAGUGGAACCGGCUUUCACAUUUUAACAAUCCCUUUGGUUUUAUGCAGUUUCCCUAUGACGAGGUGAUGAGUGCUGUGAAGUUGAUCCCAAAGCCAAAAGAGCCACUGCUCCUUCCAAAGCCAGGCAGCGGCGGGUGUGUGCGCUGUGCUGUGGUGGGCACGGGGGGGAUCCUCAACGGCUCCAAGAUGGGGAAAGAGAUCGAUGCUUACGACUACGUUUUCCGGAUGAACGGUGCAGUCACCGAAGGUUACGAGGAGGACGUGGGAAACAGAACUUCUGUGUAUGUUCACACAGCACACUCCAUCAAUGCGUCGCCAUAUUUUUUCAGCAAGUACGGAUACAAAGCCGCCCCUCAUGAUGAGGGUAUAAAAUACGUGAUGAUACCUGAGGGGAUGAGGGAUUACAAUUGGCUCGGUGGUCUUCUGAGAGGAGAAAUUAUUGCUAAUGGCUCAUAUAGAAACAAGAGGCCAAGGACAUACUACUCUGGGCAGUACAACGAGUCCCGCUUCUAUGUUCUGCACCAGGAUUUCCUCAGAUACGUCAAAAACAGGUUCUUAAAGUCUCGUCAUCUGAAUAGUUCACACUGGGCAAUAGUCAGACCAACCAAUGGGGCAUUCGCUGUCUUCCUGGCUCUGCAAACCUGUGACACUGUGAGUGCAUAUGGAUUCAUGACUGAGGACUACAAGAAAUACAAUAACUACUACUUUCAGAAAAAUAUUAAAACUCAUGUCGUUUUCUACUCCAAUCACGACUAUAUCCUGGAGAUGAAGACGUGGAAAAAACUACACGACAGCAAAAUACUGAGGCUCUAUCAAGGACCGGACUCAGAAAAAGGGACAGAAAAGCCGAAGUAACACUGAUACUGAUACACUGAGGAUGGCGUCAAGAAUCUAGGUCAAUUUACCCAAACCAUGUGAGACAGUAUGUGACUGACGAUUCUACACCUUAGGAAGACUUUCCUAUAUAUUCUAAUAUUCAUUUGACUCUCAUUGAUAUAAAUGUGGUGGACAAAAUACAUCUAACACCUCUCUGUAGACAAAGUGUAACAGCACUGGAAACUGAACCGUGAUGUUAAUAAUAUUAGUAGUUGUUCGUAAUUAGUUUUAAUAUUAAGUAGAAACAGAAAACUUUACAACUGUUGUCACUUAAAAUUGAUUGACUAGAGCUGGAAAACAGUAUAACAGUUAAAUGUAUAUAUGCUAACAGUGGUUCGGCGGUCAGUGUAUUAUUAAAAUAUCCAAUGUUAUUAUCUAUGAAAUUAAGGAGCUGGACAAUUAGGUUUCAUUUGGCCAUGGUAUGUUGCACUGUAAUAAAAUUUGGUGCAGGCCAUCUGAUAAAAUAAGAAAAAAAAAGAAGAUAUGUAUAUCUAUAUGUUCAGAACUGAGGGGGUCUUGGGGUCCCGCAGGCAAAUGGGAACCUUGAGAAGGCCAUAAGGUAAUCAUCCAUCCAUCCAUCCAUCCAUCCAUCCAUUUUCUUCCGCUUAUCUGGGGCUGGGUCGUGGGGGCAGCAGGUCAAGCAAAGCACCCCAGACAUCCCUCUCCCCAGCAACACUUUCCAGCUCCUCCUGGGGGACCCCAAGGUGUUCCCAGGCCAGAUGAGAUACAGUAUAUAAUCCCUCCAGUGUGUUCUGGGUCUACCCCGGGGCCUUCUACCAGUGGGACAUGCCCGAAACACCUCCAGCGGAAGGCACCUAGGAGGCAUCCUGAUUAGAUGCCUGAACCACCUCAACUGACCCCUUUUGACGUGAAGGAGCAGCGGCUCUACAGUGGUGUUAGAUGUAGCUAUCCAGAGCGACAGCAACAUCAGGAAGAAGGAACACAAGAAGCUGGAAAAAUACUAAGAGCUGAAAGAGGAGCUAGAAAAGAUUUGGGCAGUUAACAAUGGUGCCAUUGUUAAUCGGUGCACAAACUGGAAGAGGGGCUCCAGCUGAUUCCACAUAAAACAUCUGAGGUCUGAGACUAUUGGUUUUUUUCUGCAACUUGUUGGUGGAGGCAUUCAUGGGUGGUGGUAUUUCUAGUUUUGGGUUAGGGUUAGAGUUAACAAUGACUUUUACUUCAAGGCAGUUCGCUUCAACAGCAUUUUACAUGAUCACUGGUCACAGAUCGUCCUUGAAUCAAUUUAACUUUUAUCGAUCUCCUGCCUCCAGGCACCAUCACUGAUAUCAUCAUACACAAACAGAAAGAAGCAAAAAUAUGUCCUUCGUAGGAUGGUUUCAUGUUGUCUUGUUUUGACAUGUUUUUCACUUUGAUGGAAUGCAGUUGGUGUUGAUCUGUUGGUUUCUGGUCUGUUUCAAGCUCACGAGACAGCACAUCCCGUGGUUAUCACAAUAACCUUGUAAUCUGAUGAAGUCUCUGUAAACAACACUUGUACUGCGUUUAAUGUUUGUGGAAUAAAUUUGUCAGUCCUGCCUUUUAAUUCAAAAGUGAAAUUGGUUUUAGAUAGUGUGAAUACCAUAAACUCAGACAUGCAUGGUUCCCAGAUGAUGAAACCUGAUGACUUUGAUCAGCAGUUUAACAUUUGUGGUUUUGAUUGAAAUGUCUCAACAAGUAUUGAACAGAUUGCCAUGAACUUUAGCACAGACAUUAUUUCCCCCUCAGGAUCAACUGAAAUAAAUUUAGCUAUCUCUUAACCUGUGUUCAGAUAAAUAGAAUGCUUUGUUAAACUCAUCAAACAUAGUGUACCAUAAAUAUUCAAUAAUAAUCCAUAAACAAUUGAAAUGAACUGACAAUGUGAAGACAAAAAUAACUGAGUCCCUUCUCUGUUGGUCCACUUUUUGGUGAACUUUAAGAGGACUAUGUUUGGUUCAUUUAAAAAGGACUAAAUGUGAACACACCCUAACUGAGCGCAGUAGAUUUCCCUGAAAGUUAUUGAAUCAAACAGCACCACCUGCUGACCUAUUAGAGUUACAACUGCAAAGUAAGAGAACAGUAAAACACCUGUUCUUUUUUCCUUAUCUUAUUCACUUAUUUAUUUCAUCAAGACAUAUUAGCUAAUGAAAAUGUGACAUCAA
Molecule: messenger RNA, 4554 nt
Organism: Epinephelus moara (kelp grouper)
Lineage: Eukaryota; Metazoa; Chordata; Actinopteri; Perciformes; Serranidae
Product: alpha-N-acetylgalactosaminide alpha-2,6-sialyltransferase 1-like
Exons: 9
Coding region: 1352-2398 (348 amino acids)
Molecular function (GO): sialyltransferase activity
Source: RefSeq, a predicted model, not a curated record